Zea mays is the source of this 1482-nucleotide messenger RNA. Its product is annotated as hemK methyltransferase family member 2. Gene Ontology annotation, molecular function: S-adenosylmethionine-dependent methyltransferase activity; nucleic acid binding; protein methyltransferase activity. The transcript has 2 exons. The record is from RefSeq and is marked provisional. Gene Ontology annotation, cellular component: eRF1 methyltransferase complex. Gene Ontology annotation, biological process: methylation. Bases 100 to 936 code for a protein of 278 amino acids. NCBI's taxonomy places the organism in Eukaryota, Viridiplantae, Streptophyta, Magnoliopsida, Poales, Poaceae.
GUCUCUCUCCCAUCAGCACGCAGCUGUACCCGUACGCAACUGCGACAGGUCCACAUCGCGGCGGCCCACUCACCCCCAGCGACUGCCGACUGCUGUUCCAUGGCGGACGGCGACGGCGCGGCGGCGACGGGGAAGCUCGCGGAGCUCCCCAGCGGCGCCGAGAAGGGGCUCCCCAGGAGGGGCAAGGCUUCUUCUGGGAGGACAUUAAACACCGCACAAAUUCCGCUUGUUGCGAGCCAUCCAGAUGUGUAUGAGCCAUGUGAUGAUUCCUUUGCCCUUGUUGAUGCACUACUCUCAGACAAGGCACAACUCUUGACACUACAGCCAAGGUUAUGUAUGGAGGUAGGGUCUGGUAGUGGUUAUGUCAUCACCUCGCUUGCAAUCAUGCUCAGGCAGUUAGGCUCUGGAGCCCAGUACCUAGCAACUGACAUCAACCAACAUGCUGCCGAGACAACUCAAGCGACCCUUGAAGCUCAUGGGGUGCAUGCAGAUGUGAUUGUUACUGACAUCAUGUCUGGUCUUGAUAAACGCCUUGCUGGUAUGGUUGAUGUGGCAGUUGUUAACCCUCCUUAUGUGCCAACUCCUGUGGAAGAAGUCGGAUGUAGAGGCAUUGCUUCGUCCUGGGCAGGCGGUUUGAAUGGCCGCCAAGUGAUUGACAGGAUCCUUCCUGCUGUGCGUGAGAUGCUAUCAGAAAGGGGGUGGCUGUACAUGGUGGCCCUCGAAGAUAAUGAUCCUUCAGACAUAUGCCAUCUGAUGAGCGAGAUGGGGUAUGCAUCCCGCGUUAUCUUGAAGAGGUGUACUGAGGAGGAGAGCCUUUAUGUUCUCAAGUUCUGGCGAGACCCACACGCUGUUACAAGUGUGUCGCCGAAAUCUUCAGGCUCUGAAUCAUGGUUUUCUCAGUUGCAUUUCAAAUCCCUUUGGCACAAGGGCUCGUAGCAGUUCAUGCCCUCAUCAUUUUGGCAGUUUGGCGUCUUCAUCAGCUCCAAAACAUAGCAAGAGAUCUUCUGCAAAUCUGAGAUGGCAGUAUGUUUAGAUGUGUUUGGAUAAAAUGGUUACUGUUGGUUUCUGACCGUCUCAGGCACAGUGAAAGAAUCAAGAAUCAGCCUAGCUUGAUUGGUUUAAGGCGCAGAGCAAACAUGUCCUUAGACCAGAAAGUACUGAACCUUAUUAAUUUGGUAGCUUAAAUCGUUACCUUAUGUUCUCUUGGUGUGUGUGGUGUGUCAAUGUUUUUAAGGUUCUCUUGGUGUGUGUGUGUGUGUCAUUGUUUUUAAGGUGUCGCCAAGGCGUCCAAAAAUCAUAGGCGCCUUGCUCGCCUAGGCGUCCAGUCGAUAGGCCAACGUCUUAUCUCGACUUAUGCUUUAAGAACCAUGGUUUGUGUAUGCUACGUUGCUACUAUGGAUUCUUUGCCUUGCUAGGUUUGGAAUAUGUGUUUUCUUUAUAUAUCAUUGCGUCUAAAUGCUUAUUUCAAGAUGAGAGGAAAGU